Molecule: messenger RNA, 5360 nt
Organism: Rubroshorea leprosula
Lineage: Eukaryota; Viridiplantae; Streptophyta; Magnoliopsida; Malvales; Dipterocarpaceae
Source: the annotation of a GenBank genome assembly
ACUUUUUUGAGAAAGCAUGAGAGAGAGAGGUAGAGAGAGAGGCAGGGAUUCAGGUAUCAGGCACCGCUCGAGGACAAGACGGAUAGCACUGGGAAGAGAGUGGAUUAGCAACCAUGAGAGAAAUCGACAGGUGAGGAUACGAGAUGUGCAGCAACAGAGCUGGGAUAGAAACAGGAAGGGCUCCGACGAACGGGGAUACAACAGAGGGAUAUACAAGCAAGCCACAAGCUUCUUCUUCACAAAUAUUCCGGAUGAUUGGAGCUACAACGACAUGUGGAGCACAUUUGGCAAGAAUGUUAUGGAGCUGGAGAGUCAACUAGAUCAGAUCAGGAUUGAGGGGCGAAAGAUAUGGGUAAAUCUAGCUAAGUAUCCAGAGGAGAGAGGCAAAAAGGAAAAGGUUAGAAUGGAGAUCAACGAUUACAAAGUUUCCCAGGGGAAAUCAUAUGCAGAUGUUGUAAGAGGAGAACAAGGAGGAGAUCCAAGAAAAACUAGAGAUCACAUGCCAGCAACGAGUCUGAAGUUUGAACCCCAUAGGCAACCGAAACAGAGACAGGAAUGGAAAAUGAAAAAUAGAGAAGAAGAGUGGUCGGGUAUGGAGUAUAUAGUAAAAGAGGAAGAUUUUGAGUGGCUAAAGGGAUGUUAUGUAGGCAUAGCUCGUUCAGUGGAGAUUGUUCCGAUUCUGCAGGAGAGAUUCUACAUGGAAAAAUACUUUUCAUGUAAUCUUAGAGCUAUGGGGGGAAAAAUGGUCCUUAUGGAAUGUGAGGACAAAGAAGAGCUUAAAGACUUAGUGCAGCACGCAUCUGAUUGGCUUGGUCAGUGGUUCUCAGAAGUAACACAGUGGUCUCCUUCAAUGGUGGCAAAAGAGAGGUUCGUCUGGAUAAGAUGCCAAGGUGCACCUUUACAUGCUUGGGGCCCAAAGUUUUUUGAAUCCAUGGCAUCAGUUUGGGGCAAAUUCAUUAGCUUGGACGACAGUACCAGCAAGAGAAGAAGAUUUGACAUUUCCAGGUUCCUCAUCUCUACAACAAAGAUGGAGGCAAUCUCAGUAAAAAGAAAGAUUAAAGUGAAUGGAGCAAUGUAUGAGCUAAAAUUCACAGAAGAAGAACUGACGAACAGCCUUUUCUCUCUAAAAUAUGAUUUCAUGCCAAGUUUCAAUAGCGACCAAGAGGAUGGUGAAUCAUGGUCUGAAGACACCGAUUAUGAUGAGGAUGGUGACGAGAUAAGCAAGGAAGCAGAUAAAGAGACAAUCGCCGAUGGAAAAGAGGUGGCCGGAGAUAACAUAGAGUAUGAAGAAAGAGGAAGUAGGUUGGUUGUAGCUCCUAUACCCGAGGAAAAAUUUGAAUUGGAUGGAACAGGUAAUGAUGAGACACAGCUCUACAAGGGUGACAGUCCAGUCCAAAGCAGGGUGGGUGAGGAAGAGACGGUAGAAGUGGUAGCAGACAGCUUUGACAUGGAAAUAGAAGGAGAUGACGUCGAUGGCAGAGAAAAAGUUGGAGAGUGUGAAGCUGAAUUUGAAAAAGGGAGGCAAAUGAGUUUAGGCCUAUUAGCAAGCUCAGGAAGAGGCGUAACGGGCCUACAACCUCAACCCAACCCAAAAACAUUGGGCCACUCUUUUUGGGAGGGUCUUGGAAGUGAAGAUGGGAGUGAGAAGGAGUGGAUGAGAGUGAUGCCGAAGCAGAGCAAGCAGAAAAGAAAGAAAAAAGUAAAGGCGUGUAGUGUGAUAUACAAAAGAUCACUCCCUUUAGAAGUCAGGAAUCAUAAGAAGAAAGGCAGAGGCAGAUCUGGGUCGAGUCAAGCAGAGGAGGAGGAAACUUCAAAGGGCUGCCAGAGCACAAGCAUCUCAGUGGCAGGGGGAUCGGUGGGGGAUAGUGGCAUCCAAAAUUGCAACAGAAGGUGGAACAAGGUCCCCAACAAACGAAUCGCAGCUGAAUUGUGGAAUUUUGUAAAGAGGAUCGGGGCGAUAACAGAGGAAGAGGAGUCGGUCAUCAGGAAGCUAGAGGAGAUGGAGAAAAGGGAUAGAGCAUCAAAAGAGGAAGAAAACGCAAGAAGAGCAAGUGAAGUACAGAAGGAAACCAAGAAGUGCGGGUUAGAUAAGAAUUAUUGUAAAAGGCUAUGGCACUCAGAUGACUUUGAAUGGGUGGGGAAGGAUUCUGUUGGAAGGUCAGGAGGGCUGUUGUGUGUAUGGAAUGCUAAAGCCAUCACUGUGAAGCACGUUUGGGAAGGAGAGAAUUUUAUUGGUAUCCAAGGGGUGUGGAUUGCAGAGAACGUUGUGGUGAAUGUUGUCAAUGUUUAUUCCCCAUGCCAACUUGCUAGAAAAAGAAUCUUAUGGCUGGAGUUAAAAAAUUUAAUUCUGCAAACAGGAGGAAUGUGGUGUGUCGUGGGAGACUUUAACGCAGUCCGGAAUGUUGAGGAGAAGAUAGGGAGCAGUAGAUUAACUACAGAGAUAGGGGAGUUUAACAACUUCAUUACAGAUUCGGGUCUGAUUGAUAUUCCGUUAGUGGGUAGAAAAUUCACAUGGUACCAAACAGGGGGCAAAUUCAUGAGUAGAGUUGAUAGAGCACUGUUGUCAGAGGAAUGGUUAUCCAGGUGGGGGGAAGCUACACAAUGGGGGUUGAGUAGAACAGUCUUUGAUCACUGCCCUAUCUUGCUUAGACAUAAGAAAGUGAAUUGGGGACCCAAGCCGUUCAGAUUCUUUGAUAUAUGGCUUGAGCAAAAAGAGUGCAGGGAGCUGAUAAGACAAGCAUGGAAACAAGCAAAUAUCCGAGGAUGGGCUGGGUUUCAACUUAAGGAAAAGCUGAAGAUCACCAAGGAAGCACUGAAGAAGUGGAGCAAAAUCUUUGUUCCCGAAAUUGACAUCAGAAUAAGAGAGGCCACAGCACAGAUUGAGCAGUUAGAUCUGAAAGAGGAGUCGGAGCAGCUAGCAGAUGAGGAGAUUGAUAGAAGAAGACAGGCUUUGCUAGAUCUAUGGAACAAUAUAAGAUACAAGGAGAAACAGUGGAAGAGGCCAACUUUAGAAGGAGUAGAAUUCAAGAGAAUCUCUGCAGAAGAAAACAAAUCCCUCACUUCACCAUUCUCCGAAGAAGAGAUUAAGACUGCGGUAUGGGACUGUGAAAGCUCUAAGGCACCAGGGCCGAAUGGAUUCAACUUCAAAUUCAUCAAAAGUGAAUGGGAGACAAUCAAAGGGGAUGUCAUCGGGUUCCUAGAGGAAUUCCAGAGAAAUGGCAAGUUGGUGAAAGGUCUUAAUUCAUCCUUCAUUGUGCUGGUGCCAAAGGUAGAAAACCCCCAGAAAAUCGAAGAAUACAGACCUAUCUCGCUUAUAGGGGCAGUAUAUAAAAUUCUUGCCAAAUCUCUGGCCAAUCGUCUUAAGAAUGUGCUGACAGGGGUAGUGGGUGAACAUCAAAUGGCAUUUAUAAGCGGAAGACAAUUGAUGGAUGAGGUCAUGAUAGCAAACGAGGUUGUGGAGGAAACAAAAAAGAAGAAGAAGAAAGCCAUUAUGCUCAAGAUUGACUUUGAGAAAGCUUACGACAAGGUUAGCUGGAGCUUCUUGGAUUUUAUGCAGCAGAAGAUGGGAUUUUCUACUAAGUGGAGGAAAUGGGCUAUGGAGUGCCUGAAAUCCAGCAUGGUGUCGGUACUAGUCAAUGGCAGUCCUACAAGGCAAUUCUCGGUCUUGAGAGGCUUGCGGCAAGGAGAUCCACUGUCACCUUUCCUAUUUCUAAUCAUUGCAGAAGGGUUCAAUGGGAUAGCUUCAACAGCAAUACAAAAUGGGUUAUUGAAAGGUGUGGAAAUAGGACAUGGAAGAUUCAAGGUCUCACACCUACAAUAUGCAGAUGACACACUCUUGUUUGGUGAAGCUACUGAGGAGAAUGUCUGGGCCAUGAAGGAUAUUAUGAGAACAUUUGAGCUGGUGUCGGGGUUAAAGAUCAAUUUUAACAAAAGCCUAAUCAUUGGCAUUGGGGUAGAGGAAGAGUGGCUUGACAAAAUGGCAUGGAUUAUGUGCUGCAAAAAAGGGAAUAUGCCUUUCAAAUACUUGGGAAUCCCCAUCGGAGGUAGCUGUAGAAAGAUCUCCUUUUGGAAGCCGCUAGUGGAGAUGUCGAUGUACUUGAUCCCGAAAGGUACAAUUCUAUCCCUUGAUAAAAUUCAUAGAAGAUUUUUGUGGGGUGGGGCUGAGGGAGGUAAGAAAAUAAAUUGGGUCAAAUGGGAUUCGGUUUGCAAGGAUAAAGAACUAGGGGGAUUAGGGGUAAAGAACCUUAGGAAAUUUAAUUUGGCACUGUUAGGCAAAUGGUGGGGCAGAUUAGUGAGUAAGGAAGAAGGGCUUUGGAAAAAAGUGAUCGCAGAAAAAUAUGGGAAAGUGGGAGAGCCUAGCUAUAAUUCGCUGAGGGAGAAUAUUGGCUAUGGAUCAACUUGGUGGAGGGACAUUUGUAGAUUAAACAAUAUUGAGUGCAAGCAUGAGGGGUGGUUAGCGGAGGGGUUCAAAAUCAGAGUGGGAGACGGGAGUAGCAUAAAAUUAUGGUGGGAUGAAUGGUGUGGGGAAGGUCAACUGGCAAAUAGAUUCCCUAGACUUUAUUUAUUAUCUGCAGGAAAGGAUUUCAAAGUUUCACAGUCGGGAGGGUGGCUCAACGGAACAUGGAUUUGGCACCUGGAAUGGAGAAGAGGACUGCAUAGCUGGGAAGAACAAGAAGUAUCAGAGCUCAUGAAAAUGAUCAACGACAUUACAAUCACAAGAGGAAAAGAAGAUAGAUGGGAGUGGAGUCAUAGCAAAGAUGGAGAUUAUUCUUCAAAGUCAGCCUACCAAGCGCUCAUGAGGGAGCAUGGAAUGGAACAACAACAGUCGGCUCUCCACAAACAUUGCCCACAACCUUUAGAAUGCAUGCUUCAGAUGGUGGGGGGUAAAAUCAGCUCUGGACAAAGAUUGCUUAAAGCUAGAAAUGAAAGGAUUUUUAGAGGCAAAGAGGUGGAUGAGAACAGACUCCUCGAACUUGUCCAGCUAAGAGCCUUUAGUUGGAUAAAAGGUAGAUCGAAAAGCUGCACCUUCUCACUAUCAGAUUGGCUUCAGAAUCCAUCAGCUUGCAUUAAGAACUAGCGCAGCAGGGAGAAAAGGUGCUGAUGGACAAGCUUCAAAUGAAAUGCUUAUUGGAGCUCCUUAUUUAGUGGUUAUACUAAUGGUUUCAGUGUUUACUGUAGAGGAUUCAAUAAUUUUAAUUUUGUUUGUCUUCUAAGCGAACAUUUGAACUCUUAUUCAAUUAUUAUACCUAUUGGCCAUUGGACUAUUGCUUGUGAAAGAAAUGACUUUCGUUUGCAUUCUUGGAGGUUCAGAAAUCAGCAUAUGCAUCCUCUGAAUUGUUUAAUAAAGCAUGGGUUUGAUC